ACCAGCAUGGAGGUCGCCCUGGAAGACAAGGACAGCUCCUCAUCAGCCAACGUAGAGUACCACCAGGCCUUCAGGGACCGGUGGAAGGAGACGGACGCCACCAUGUGUCGCCACAGCAUGUCCUUCCACCUGCACCACGCCAUCAGGAGCGACUUCUUCGCCAGCUACCUGUACCUGCUGGAUAAGACUCCUAUGGUGAAGCUCUUCCCGGUCACCUGCGAGUACAUCAAGGGCGAGAAGCAGUUCUACUACCGAGCUCAGCAGUUCUACGAGGACGUGGAGGCCUCGGAGGAGGGCAUGAUGGGAGACUUCGUGGAGAUCUCCCACGUGGACCUGGAGGGAUCCAGGCAGUUCCUCCAGAGGUUUGUGGGUCCAGGUAAGGCCGGGACGCACUGCGCCCUGGACUGCGGCUCCGGGAUCGGGCGCGUGACCAAAGGCGUCCUCCUUCCUGUGUUUGAGAAAAUGGAAAUGGCGGACAUGAUGGAGCACUUCCUGCUCCACGCACACGAGGAGUACCUGGGCGACGACGCCGACCGCAUCGAGACCUACUACUGCUACAACCUGCAGGAGUUCACGCCCCCGAAGAACAAGUACGACGUCAUCUGGAUGCAGUGGGUGGCGUGUCACCUGACGGACAAGGACCUGAUGAACUUCCUGUUUCGCUGUAAGAAGAGCCUGCGUCCAAACGGCGUCAUCAUCAUGAAGGACAACAUGGCGCGGCAGGGCUGCAAGCUGGACUCCACCGACAGCACCAUCAGCCGCCACCUGGACAUCAUGAAGUGCAUCAUCGGCAAGGCCGGCCUGGAGGUGCUGGAGGUGGAGCUGCAGGAAGGAUUCCCUGAGGUCAUCAUGCCCGUCUGGAUGAUCGCCAUGAAGUAG
Molecule: messenger RNA, 879 nt
Organism: Limanda limanda (common dab)
Lineage: Eukaryota; Metazoa; Chordata; Actinopteri; Pleuronectiformes; Pleuronectidae
Gene: ntmt2
Product: N-terminal Xaa-Pro-Lys N-methyltransferase
Exons: 4
Coding region: 7-879 (290 amino acids)
Biological process (GO): N-terminal protein amino acid methylation
Cellular component (GO): cytoplasm
Molecular function (GO): N-terminal protein N-methyltransferase activity
Source: RefSeq, a predicted model, not a curated record